AUGAUAUGUGCUCGGCUGCAUACUUCGGAAAUACCAGAAAAACUACCAUGUAGAGAAGAAGAAUUCAAUCGUAUUUGUGGUUUUAUAAGUAAUUCUAUAGGUAAGGUAGCCAUCUCUCAAUCAAUGUAUAUCAGUGGUGUACCUGGUACGGGAAAAACUGCUACAGUUUUACAAGCUGUGCGCUAUAUGAAAUCUAUUAAAACAAAUCCUCCAUUCAAUUUCGUAAUGGUGAAUGCUAUGGAACUAACGGAACCAAAGCAUAUAUUCGUUGAAAUUUAUAAGCAGUUAUUCUCGGUGAAAAAAAUUUCUCCUUUUUUACUGUCCAAGUUUCUUUUCCUGUGUUCCUAUUCUUUUUUAAUUUUCAAUAACUUGGUUUAUAGCACUGCUCGUCGUAAAUUGAAUGCGAUUCUUCAGUUUAGUGAUCCUAAUCGCUUACCACUUAUCUUACUCAUCGAUGAGAUCGAUCUUUUUUGUGCAAAACGUCAAGAAAUUGUCUAUGAUUUAUUUAAUUGGUCGGCCAAUGAUGAAUUGCGAGUAAGCAUAUUAGCAAUUUCAAAUACUCUUGAUCUUCCCGAGCGAUUCUUCGUAAAGAAAGUUUCGACUCGCGUGGGAACGAAUAGGCUCUGCUUUCAACCAUACGAUCAUAAUGAAAUAGCUUUUAUUAUUGAAGAUCGAUUGAAAGGAUCAGCUGCUGUACAAAAAGAAGCUGUUGAAUUGGCAAGCAGAAAAGUUGCUGCGGUAUAUGGCGAUUUACGCAAAGCUUUAGAUAUUAUCCGACGUGCAGUGGAAAUUGCAAAAAAUUCCAAACUUAAUAAAGUUACAUUGAAAAACGUACAAGAAGCAAUUGAAGAAACAUCUUCAACCCCAGCAAACGAGUUAAUUCACUCUUUACCUUAUCAUUCUGUCCUUCUUCUACAUGCUGCUCUUAGUGAACAACUGUCUUCAGGCUUGGAUGAAUUUCGCUUCAGUGAUAUGAUAAAGCAAUAUCGUUUACAUUGUGCUGACCUUAAUUUAACACCUUUGCCUACCAGUUCUGCUUAUAAAUAUGUUGUGCAAUUGUGCAGGUACUUUGCUAGUUGA
This is a messenger RNA of Dracunculus medinensis (Guinea worm), 1080 nucleotides long. NCBI's taxonomy places the organism in Eukaryota, Metazoa, Nematoda, Chromadorea, Rhabditida, Dracunculidae. The record is from the annotation of a GenBank genome assembly.